This is a messenger RNA of Sphaeramia orbicularis (orbiculate cardinalfish), 2448 nucleotides long. RefSeq names its product BARX homeobox 1 (gene barx1). NCBI's taxonomy places the organism in Eukaryota, Metazoa, Chordata, Actinopteri, Kurtiformes, Apogonidae. Gene Ontology annotation, biological process: regulation of DNA-templated transcription. The transcript has 4 exons. Gene Ontology annotation, molecular function: DNA-binding transcription factor activity, RNA polymerase II-specific; DNA binding. The record is from RefSeq and is a predicted model, not a curated record. The coding region runs from base 358 to 1104 and encodes 248 amino acids.
CGCUCUGCUGACAAAUAGCUCCGACCUGCUGCGGCUCACACAGAUCCGAGAGGGCAUGAACACGACCGGGGGCUUUUUGGACACGUUUCGGUCACAGCUUUGCUCCCGGUUCCACGUUUCCAGUGCGGAAGGAACCAAAUAAAACCGUGCGUAAAACCGUGCGCACCGGGCAGGACGCGCAGAAGUCGGCUACCUGGCCUUGAAACAGCGUCUGAUCGAGAACCUGAGGAUAAUUUCCAACUCUUCUUCUGAUCUCCUGGACUAUAGAGUGACCGCAGAGGGAAUGUGAGAUCCGGUUUGAGCAUCUGAACGGGAGAUAAUCGGUGUAACGCGCUCGGUGACCGCAAAGCUCAGACUAUGCAGCAUCCCUUGGACAUGGGCGCUCAUUACUAUCCUCCGGAAGUUCACCCGGACCACAGAACUCACCGCUACAGGAGUUUCAUGAUAGAGGAGAUCCUCACAGACCACCCGGAGCACAAAACCUCUGCUCCGGCCGGGGAACUACUCAAAUUCGGGGUACAAGCUCUGCUGUCCGCCCGGCCUUUCCACAGCCAACUGGUGUUAAAAGCCGACCAGACAAGCCUGCUCAAGUUCCCCAUCUCCCCGCUGUCCUGCUCGCUGGGGUCCCCGCUGGGCUCCCCGCUGCUGUCCGCCGCCACGGGCCUCCAGGUCGGCGCCGCGUCCCACCACCUGCCGCUGGACCUCCACCUCCGCGGGAAGCUCGAGCACGGAGCCGACGGAAGCAGCAAGACCAAGAAGGGCCGACGGAGCCGCACCGUGUUCACCGAGCUGCAGCUCAUGGGCCUGGAGAAACGAUUCGAGAAGCAGAAGUACCUGUCGACCCCGGAUAGAAUAGACCUCGCUGAAUCUUUGGGCCUUAGUCAGCUCCAGGUGAAAACAUGGUACCAGAACAGGAGGAUGAAAUGGAAGAAAAUUGUUUUGCAGGGAGGAGGCCUGGAGUCCCCCACUAAACCGAAAGGUCGUCCGAAGAAGAACUCCAUCCCCAGCAGUGAGCAGCUCUCCGAACAGGAAAGAUCUGUUGCCGAAGCUGACCGCCAGUCCGAGGGAUCCAGCUCCCACUUAGAGAACACUCAGGAGGAAUGACCCCCAUUACAAAAUACAAAACCUCUGGACACUGAACUCGUGCAUCUUUUGGGUUUUGGACCCCGAAUAACUCCCUCCUCCCUCCCAAAAAAAAGGGCACAGAGAUGAUGCUCCAAAAGUCGGACGGCCUCGUGUAAAGACUCGCAGACCCUGCAGAGCCCUGAAGUGUGCAGGCCUCGUCCACCCUCCAUCCUCCAUCCUCCUGCAGUGUUUUUGUCAGUAUGCAUUCCCUCAUGAUGAACUUGCCGCUGUUGAGGAGAGAACUCGAACCUUUGCAGUAGGUCGACCCUUUAUAUUCUAAGGAUCACUUUCACUCAUCCGUUUUUGCAUUCCUUUUGUGUAACUAUGCUAUGUUUAAUUAUUAAAUAUAUUUUCACUAAUAUGCUUCUCUUUUAUUAUCAAGCACAUUAAAGCCUGUAAAUCCACUUUAUUUAUGUUUAGGGCUGCAAUUAACGUUACUUUCACUGUUGAUUAUUUUCUCAAUUAGUAUUUUAGUCAGAAAAUGGUGAAAGAUGCCCAUCGGUGCUUCAAGAUGACCCUUGAGGCAAAAGAUUUUCAGCGAAGAACCAGAGAAUUUUAUAUCUUUUUCUAAAAAAAAAAAAAAAAUCAACAAACCCAUUAACUGAUUAUUAAAACAGCUGAUGAUUAAUUUAAUAAGUGCCCAUUAAUCGUUGCAGCUCUGUUUAUAUUCAUGAAAUCCACAUCUUGUUCACAUGCAGCCUAAUAUGGACACUUCCCAUUACAAAAAGGUCGCUGGGGAAUCCUGACAUAUUUGGCAGGUCAUGUUAAAAUGAACAGAAACAGACAGAAAGACACAUAAUAACGUAUCUGAGUCAUUAAAUGUUGCUUAUGUUAAAAGCAAGAAAAUCAAGCAGCUGAGGAGAACUUGCGAGAAUAAAUCCUGAUUUAUUGUUAUUACUGUGCUGUUUAAUAGAAUUUCUCGUUGAAAUGAGUUUGACACGAGCGCCAUAAACUACUGCUGAUCAUGUUUAAUAUGGGAAAGGAAGUGGAAAAGACACGGGACUCAGAUGAGGAACAAGACAUGUAACAAAUGCCUACUGCUUUAGGACUUUAAAGAUUUGCAUUUUAUGCAAAUGCACUGGCACUAACAUUUAUUAUGUCAAAAUUCACUGUAAAAAAAAAAAACUCCAUUAAGGGAAAGCAUUUGUUUUAAUACAUUUAUUUAAUGAUUAAGGAGGAAAUGAAAGCUGAGUUGGGCUGGACUUGUAUUUAAUGCAGAUGUUUCACUCAGAUAAUUCAAUAUUUAUUAAUUAAAAGUCAGUGAAAGUAUAUUAAUGUUUUUUCUUUACACUGGAAGAAAUCAAAAUCUUACCAAGUGUAUUU